Messenger RNA from Paramuricea clavata, 7386 nucleotides. NCBI's taxonomy places the organism in Eukaryota, Metazoa, Cnidaria, Anthozoa, Malacalcyonacea, Plexauridae. The record is from the annotation of a GenBank genome assembly.
UUGCGUGUGUCAUACGGUAAUCUCAUUGGCUGUCAGGAAGCUUUAAUCGCCACUUGCGGAUGACGAGAGCAUGCGGCUUCCAGACGCUUUGCUGGAAUGCUAGCCGAGAAGAAACACAUUUGCACUGCUGAGAUUACCUUCGAAGAAUACAAUAUAUACAGCAAGCAUCCACUUUACAGAAUUGUGAAAGAAUUCAUAAUCCGAACUACAGUUGGUAUGUAUUGAACUAUUUACUGUUAUGAGUAUCGGAAUAUCGAUGGCUUUGGCCAUUUAAACGAGUUGAGCGGGAAGCCGAAGAUUUGUCGCGGGAAGGCUUCAGCCUUCGCGGUUUUAUAAUUGCCAUUUGCGACUACAAAGUUUCUUGUGGGAAAUAUAUAUGUCGCCUUUAAUGAUUUUUGAUUGAAAUAUAUAUAGUAAGGAUCUUUAAAGCGUGUACCACAGUAUUAAACGUUUUGCCUGCUGAAUUGCUGGACGAGAACCGCUACGCGCUAGCGGGCGGCUUGUGCUGUCGUCGUUCGCAUGACUUGCACCGGCCCCGCUGGUAAGCAAAGGCCGUGAAAGUCUAAUAAUUCUGGUUGAUAUGCUGGCUAAGUCUCGAAUAGCCUACAUGUUCGCCCAAACUCUAAGUGUGUAUUGUAGCAGCUACUUGUCUAUGUCUCCUGUGUUUAAAGCGCGUUUAAAUCGAGUAACAAUAACUGAAAAAGGUUGCUCGGGAAACCCUUUGUGUGUUUACUUAAAUAUAGCCGCUUCGUCCCGCUCGCUUGCAACCUCGCUACGCGCAUAUCCAGCUUCUCUUCACGUGCAUAGAAUUUCAAAAUUCUUUUCGUUUAUCUAAUACUACUACCAAAUUUCUGUAAAACCAUGUUAUUUUAAGGUCAUUUGUAAGGAUUUUUAAAAGAAACACACUUUUAUGAAAUAUUGUAUGAAGGCCCUGCGGCUUGUGAAAAUAUGAGAUGGUCAGCUAGGAUAUAUCAUAUCAUCACCACUAAUUGUUGGGUGUCAGUAUCAAUGGCUGAGACGUCCUGCAUGUAUGGUUAAUACCAAUAAGCAUGCAAUGCAGACAUGCUGAAGAUACCUAACUACCCACAGACAAAUUUAAAAAAGUAUUGUAGCAAUGUAGGGCAGUUCACCUUUCUGCUUUGUGCCCUACUACAUGCUUGUCGUAUAGAAUGUAUGUCUGGGCAGAUGCCAAAAAGAUAUAAUGAAGUAUUCCAUUAUUUAUUGUGUGAUAAAUUUUAGAAUAGUCACUGGAAAAGUAUCGAGUUGGUUUUAUUUAUUUUAUUUAGGUUUUUCAAAGUUGAAACAUGAGUUUACUCAACCAGUCUGCAUCGCCAAGAUUGUUGGAUCAUCUACCAACCAUGGCAAAUUCUCUACCAACCAUGGCAAAACCAAAACCGAAGAAAGUCACAAAACAUCCAUGCACACCGUUUUGUGACCCAAAAGUAGAAUGUCCAUUGAAACACCAUGAUCUUGUGUUGACAUUGAUGAAUUGUAAUGACUCUCCAGGGGCCAAGUCGAAUAUUUUGCAAUUUCAAAAAUGUGUUGUCAAGUGUAUAGAUGAAGGGUGGGAUAAAAAUGAUGUUGUUCCGGACCCAUCAGAAGAACUCAGAUUACCAUUAGUGCACUUAGCAUGUACUUUUGCAAAAUGUUUAGCUCUGGAGUGGUUGCUACAGUAUGACUUCAACCCAAAUGUAAAGUCAGAAACCACAGGACAGUUUGCUUUGCACCGUGCAAUGUGUGGAAUGUAUCGGUCGAAAAUGAAAGUUUCGGCAAAAGAACUUAUACCAAAACUGAACAGAAUGAUGACUGCUAUGCCAAAACAGUUGAUGUUCCAUGAUGAGAUUAAUGGAGACACUCCACUUCAUAUGGCAGCUAAUCUGUUAACUAGUUUAGACUCAAAAUCUCAAUAUUUUCAGGUAGGUAUAUUUUCCAUCAUCACCCUCCCCAGCUGAAAUUGCCUUAUUACACAAUAUUACUUUGGUUUGAUCCUUAUGGCAUAUACCUGAGUAGAGGUUUAUUGGAAACUACUGGUGAUUAGGACACUUAUUCCAAAGAAAAAGUAUGUGGCAACAAUAUUACAGCACUAUCAAGUUACUCGAUUCAGCUAUGCCACAUAGGGAUGAAAGAUCGAGGACACAUUAAUAUAUGCAAAAAGCAAGAUGUGGAAACAAAGGAGGAAAAAUUUCGAUUCAUUAUAACAAGUUGAUCCUAGUUUAAUUUGACAUCUUCACUUCCAAGGGAGCUUCAUUAAAAUUACACAACUGAAGGUCACAUUUGGAUGGGAGAUCAUUCUGAAUCCACCUGGUUGUUUGGUAUUUAGGAUUUGGAUCUUGUAUUAGGUUCCACUUUAACAUUAUGAAUUUCACACAAUAAACAUCAGAACACUACAGGGCAAUUGGCUGUGAUAUGCCCUUUUGAAUUCUCCAAGAAGUUCUGCAUCCAGCAGGAUUAACCACUCUUCCAUGGUAUAUAUAUAUAUUAACAUGUCCAACUAGCUGAACUAUCUUCAGUGGCCAAGAUGGAAUUGGAUCAGAUUUCCCACCACAGAUCAUGAUUUAGAAAUGUUCCUGGAUGCCUGGCAAUAUUGAGUUGUCUAAUGGAUGGACUUCACCUAACACUAAAACAACCAAGAUUAAUGCAGAAUUUGAUCACCAAAUAAACAAACAAGUAGGAACUACCAAAUGGAUUUGUUGGAAGUGAUCAAAAUCUACCAGUAUCCACUCAUGAAUGAAAGAAAUUGGGAAGUAAUUUUUAGAACUGAAAAGCUUGGAAUGGUUUUAUGCACAUUUCUUAGAUCUCUUUGCCUCGUGUGACUUCUGUUGCAACCAUACCUGUCAUUGAAAUUUUCUGCCAUCACAUGCAGCUAACAGUUCCUGCAGUUUUGGAAUUAAUUAAAAACUUAUAUUUUUCAGAGCUGUAUUGAAGCAAUAGCCAAGGCAGCCUGCAAAAUGGAAUCUCCUUCAAACACCAUCUUGGAUGCUAUCAAUUACGAAGGCAGAACAGCUCUGCACUUGCUGGCAGCAUCUAACAGAAAGGUUGGCUCCGGUUUAAAUGGUUGUAUGUGUUGCAUAAGCUAGACCUCUUUUCUGGUCAUUGAUACUCUUCUGGUCCCCCAAAUUCUCCCUGUUUACCUUGGAGUGUCUAUCCUUCUAAGGCCGCUUUUACACUAUAACGCUACGGCUAGUAUUCCGUUAUAACUGGCUUGCCGUAGCGUAGCAACUACGUCUAUGGACCACUACACUUGGCACUUUUAAGUCCGUAUUAAUAUACGCUAUGGUAAAUAUAGUUCCAAUAUAGAUGCCAAUUAAUACGCUACGGUAAAUAUAGUUCAGUGGUGUAAACCAAUCUCGUUCCCCGAGCCUGCGAUCCUCGGGAAGGAACACGAGGCUCUGGGAUAAUCCGUUGCCGGAAGCCAGGAAUCCUGGCUAAGAUUGAACUGCGCAUUCAUUUUAACGGCCAAUCAGAUUCCUCCCUGAAACGAAUUAUCCCAGAUCCUCGCGUUCCUUCCCGAGGAUCGCAGGCUCGGGGAACGAGAUUGAGUGUAAACACGGCCUAAAAAACGUAGUGAAUUUUAAACGGAAUGCUAUUCGUAGCGUUCUAGUAGGGAGUUUAAGCUUCACGUUUCCGGGAACGGCAGGUUCAAACUUUCUUGGCAAAAUUUUCGUUGAACGUUUUCGUUUCAUAUUUUUUUUCUUGCGUCGAAAGAAUAAUUAUGUUCACUUACUCUUUAUUGCUUGGUACUGGAAAAUCUUUCUUUGCCUGGCGUUUGCCAUAACGCGAAGCUUAAAUUCUCUACUAGUGUAAACGCGCGCGGCCUUAAACUUAUCCAUAAUCCACAAUUAAGUAAUCACACAGCAUGUGGUACAACUUUAUUUCAGGUUGAGUUUUGUGCAAGUGCGAUACGUGCUUUAGUAUCAGCAGGAGCUGACAAGACUAUCAGGGACAACGGUGGCGAGACAGCAUUAGAUAUUGCAUUUGCUGCAGGUGUGCAAAAUAUUGUCCACGAACUUCUAAGGGUAAGUAAUACAAGGGUAAAUUAGCGGAUUUACACCGAAUUGGGCGUUGUUUAGGUUCGGCCGUACACGCCAUCCCGCGUCCCGAAAAACUUACCACUUCUGGGGAGUCGUUUAAGGACGUUUUCCAAUAAGAACGCUUGGUUCUCACUGGACGGGCGACCCAAGCAGCCGCGCGUACAAGAGAAGUUGCACGUAGUUCAACUUUCAUGCCGCAAACACAGAAGGGGACCAAACAAUAUGAUCCUAGGUACAUACUGCAUGUUUAACACGUUCUCUCGUUCUGCGCGAGCAUAGCGAUCGUAAUGAAACAGGCCUAUACUUUCAGAACGGUGAGCAAGCGGGUUUGGGUUUCUACUCGGAGUUGGAUCAAGAACACGAGAAUUCAGCGUCAGUGGCUACUAAUCUGUUUCCUUCACCCAGUCGAACUGACGAUAGUGAUACAAACUGGAGUGAGAGAGCCAGUUCACGAUCUUCCAACACACCAGCCGUCAUUGAUCACACGCCAUUGGCAAUCACGACGUGGAAGGGAAUCAAACGAGAGACGAUUUCCGAAACAGAGGUAAAUGUGAUUCUGAGUCCAAGCGCCAUCGGACACUUUAUGCCAUUCUUGGUGUACACUUGACGUCAUGGCGGCCAUGUUGGAUAAACGAUAAUUAGCAGCCAUUGUAUUUGUAGCGUAUUUUCCUCCAGCCAGAGUACUUACAGUUUCUAGCUCCCCCCAACCUGUCCUUGGUUCACAGACAAUGUACUUAUUCUAAGUUAUAGUCCUAUUAAUUUCCCACAGGAGAAUUGCAGUUCACCGUGCGUAUGUAGUCCAACGGAAGUAGACGCCCUCGCAGAAGGAGGUACGUCUGGAAUAUUUCUCCAACUUGUCAUGAUCACAAAAAUCGCUCGAGGGUGAGGUAACUGUCACCCGUCAACCGCGUACCCAGGCUCUUUCCACCACGCUCCUCGAAAGAGCCUGGAUACGAGGUUGGUCACCAGUAUGAUUGUAAGAAUCUGUAGUUGCGUCAUUCUAAAGUGUGGCGAGCUUUAACAGAUCCACAGAAGAAUGCAUGCAGUGCGGAUAACUGAUUGAAAACACGUUUGGGAAUUGGAACACGUCUGCAGCCACUCGUUACAAGACUUAAACACUCCUCGGCCCACUUGUUACAAGACUUAAACACUCCUCGGCCUUUCGAGCAACGGCCCAUUAGUUCGGCCUGCCUUGGAAGGGCCAUCGCGCUGACAUGCAUGGGCACUCGAAACUCGUAGUUCUUCUCUUUUUAGAUUCAAUGGCUGACGUGUUACUGUAACAUGGCUGAACUCCCACGUUAAACAUUUUUUACCUUCUUUUCAUAGCUUCUUCAAGUUCUCCAGCUGUGUUAAAGUACCUCGGAGAUGCUGGUUUAUUGAGUGAUGUCUCGGCACUUGUUGCCAGAGCGAGAGCACAAGACGAAGCAAACAUGAGGAAAAUAGAAAGUAGAGCAACUGGUAAAACAAUUAUAUAGUUUACAUUAAAAAACUUAACCCGGGUUGACCUGGUUGGUUUACAUUAAAAAACUUAACCCGGGUUGACCUGGUUGGUCGUAGAAUAAGUAAGAGUAGAUUAGUCUUUUGAUACCAAAAACACUUUUAAGGAUACGCGCUUUCGCGCGAUGAUGCAGGCGCCAUGUUGGUUAACUGGUAGAAAAUAACUUAACAUACAUGGCCGCCAUUAAAACGCUUUAUACUUACGUUUCCGUUACAUUUCGUAGAAAUCGACAUUCAAAUCAAGAACAAGGAACAUUGUAUCCAGAAGAUGAAACAAGACUUGAACUCUCUCAAAAAUAAACGAAAAGAAUGCGAUGGGGACUUCGAACGGCUAAGGAAGAGAAUGCAUUCUUGUGAAAAUGCCAUGAAAGAAUUACCAAAUUUAUCAAAUUGAGACAAACGAACUGAAAUAAAAUGUUGUGUUAUAUUUUAUGAGAGCAGGGCUCCAAACACUUCACCAUCGUCUAUUGACGCUCGACGAUUUUACUCCUCAAAAGGAAAGUCCCUCUCCUUUGUAGUCGCUUCCUGAUUUGGGUAAAUAAACCUAGUCUGACUCAGUGAUUAUGACUGUUGCCACACAAUUCACUCACAUAUACAGCUAUUUCAUUUAAGGUUGCCCCCCGAGCAAAGCGGAAAAGUCGAAUACGAGCGCGAAAGGCUGCUGGGAAUCGCUAAUAAAUUCAUUCAUUUAUUAGCGAUUCCCAGCAGCCUUUCGCGCUCGUAUUCGACUUUUCCUCUUUGCUCGGGGGACAACCUUAAAUGAAAUAGCUGUAUACAGUUUAAGUGCUCUCAGCGGUAGCUUGGCAUGUAAGUUAUCAGGGCUGCCGAGAGGUGGGACCGGGACAAAAUGCCCCUCCCCCCUGCCGCUGCAAGUUUCCCAAAAAUGUGAAUUGGGUAGCAACGAAUGUAAACAGCUAAUCAGGUAGAAGUGCGGAUGGAAAUAUUUUGAUCCCAUUUGGUACUGUAGAAUGACUGGGCAAUAAAUAUGGGUGUUUGAAUUCUUUAUAUUAAGUACAGUUAACAUAUAUGUAGUUUAUGCAGAACUGAAGUGUUGGCAAACUAGUGCCUUACAUAAAUUGUACAUAAUAAAGUUUAUUUCCGUAUGGAAAUGUUGUGCGAGAGUCCGUGUACUUUAUUUAAACCACGACAUUCAGUCGGCAUUUUCAAAGUUGAACAAUAAUUUGUAUCAUAUUUUGAAAUUUGAACUGAGAAUGACCAUUGCUCUUUUGCAGUCAAUACCUACAGCGAUAGCUUGCCAAACUCGAAAACCAUGUUGGUAUCACCAACGACAUAUGCAUGAGAAUUCUUAAAGUAGGUCUUUUAGUUAAAAUCUUACUUACCCGUCCCAGUUAGGUGACUUCUGCUAAUUUUAUGAAAAUUAAGUGAAACUGAAUAUGAAUGGUUGUAAAACUUUUAUCUCUAUACCUACCAUUAUGAGUUUUCACCAAUGCCAAAUUCUGUUUAUUAGGAAGCUCGCUCGAUUUCAAAUCAAAUGCGUAGUCGGAGAAUAGAGUCCGGCUUGUGUAUAACAUGUUGAAAAUACUGUGCGCCAUUUUCUCGCAUGAAGUCUUUAAAUGUUAACGUCUUUGAUCUUAUAUAAAUGUAUUAUAUUCUCAAAACGAAAGAGCACCGCGCUCGACUAUUUUACAUUGUAACAACGUUCACAAAAUAUACACAAAAUACUUAACUACUGAUCAACCUGAACCAAGGCAGGGAAGGUGCGCAUGCGUAAUCGCUCAACUUCGGCUCUUAAUAUGGCUACCUCCUGUGCUUGGGCUUUCGCCAAGUCGACCAGCCUACGACGAGCUACGAUAUUCUUGAGUCGGCGUUCACUGUUAGCUUCUGCCUGGUUUUCAGC